Messenger RNA from Racocetra persica, 340 nucleotides. NCBI's taxonomy places the organism in Eukaryota, Fungi, Glomeromycota, Glomeromycetes, Diversisporales, Gigasporaceae. The record is from the annotation of a GenBank genome assembly.
UGUUCGAAUGUUCGGAGCAAUUAGAAGCAUCCUUAGAAAAAGUAAAAAAAUUUGAUUAUUCACAAUUUAGUGAUGUGCGGUCUAUCGGGAGCGGAAAAUUUGCUAUUGUAUUUUCAGCCACCUUUGAAGAUAGAAAAUAUGCAUUAAAAAGCCUACAUAGCAACUUGCAAAUUGAUGUUAGAAUGAUAGGAAGAAUUAAACGCGAGCGUCCCUCAAUGGACGAAAUAAAAAUCACACUUGAAAGGCUAUCAACUGAAACAAGCAUUAAUUUCAUAUCCAAUAAUAUUGAUAAUGAUGUGCAUUUUGAAAUUAAUAGCUAUAGCACUAAUAAUUCAAGCAG